AUGGAUGUACGAUUGUUAUUAAUUAUCUUAUUAUCAGUAUUAUGCCAAUUAGUUAUUGGUAGUUUAUCGUCUACAUUUUAUAUUUGGUUAAAUGGUACAUACGGAGAAUUACAAGCGGAUCGAUUACUUCGUGAUGAUUUAGAUUUUGGUAGUAGUUUUGGUGGUGAAAAUCAUACCGUUAAUGAGAAGACAAAAAAUGAACCAGUGAUUUUGAUACAUGAAAUAACAAAUAAGAUCGAUCUGUUCAAUCCUAUCAGGAUGUAUUUCCUUGAACAUAAUUAUGAUGAUGACGAAGUAUACGAUAUAGCAUUUGGUGAUGCAGGUAUAACUGGUAUUUUAUUCGAUACAAUGAAAUGUGAUUAUGUGAAAAAGGUACGAGAGCUAAUUCAAUCAGUUAGUGCAUAUGCAGCAUCUAAGGUUGAUAUUAUUGCAUAUUCAAUAGGAUCACCAAUUGCACGAAAGGCUAUAAUGGGUGGCAUAUGUGUUGAUGAUGAUUCGAAUAAUUUGGGUCAUCCAUUAACCGAACUUAUCGAUACAUUCCUUAGUGUUGCUGGCAUCAAUUAUGGCACUCAGUUUUGUAUUUUCCCAUUUGGUAGUUGUAACAUUUUGAAUGGAUUACAUUGUUUGUCGAGAUUUUUGAGUGAUGUCAACUCAAAGAAACAUUAUGAAGGAAAGCAUGUUUUUACGUUAUAUUCGAAAAAUGAUGAUAAAGUAAGCUAUCGUUCAUGCGGUAAAUUGACAAGCGGAAUUGAUGGUGAAGACGGAAAAUUUGAAGUGAGCUUUUCUAACUGCCCUAAUUUCGGAUUUAACAAAAUCACUGAUAACGAAAUACGAUGA
Messenger RNA from Loa loa (African eye worm), 837 nucleotides. RefSeq lists its product as hypothetical. Gene Ontology annotation, molecular function: lipase activity. The coding region runs from base 1 to 837 and encodes 278 amino acids. The record is from RefSeq and is a predicted model, not a curated record. Gene Ontology annotation, biological process: lipid catabolic process. NCBI's taxonomy places the organism in Eukaryota, Metazoa, Nematoda, Chromadorea, Rhabditida, Onchocercidae. The transcript is spliced from 5 exons.